AUGAAUUCUUCAAACGUUAGUGGAGCCAAAUGUUUGUUUGAGAACGCCAGUCAUUCGUCAACAGUUUUGGUUAUUACUGGCUUCGCCGUGGUUCUGUUUUUUUCUCUAAUUGGUAAUUUUUUACUGAUACGAGUGGUGCUAUACGACAAAGAAUCAAGAAAGAAAUUUCCUUUCAAUUAUCUCAUACUCAACAUGGCGAUAGCGGACAUUCUCAACGCCUCGUCAGCGGCGCUUGUGUUUAUCUCUUUCCUCACGGUCGGUCGACAUUGGUUGUCUGGUACCUUUGGGUUGAUAACUUGCAAGCUAUCAUACUUUUCAGUGACGUUCUCGGUAGCAGCGUCUAUAUUGACCGUUGUCACGAUGGGAUUAGAUCGCUUCAUGGCAGCGCACGCGACCAUAAGGCCGCUCACACUAAAAGGAAUUAGAUGCGCUAUUGUGGUGAUUUGGCUUUUGGCCGGACUAUCGGCCUCACCGUAUUUGUACAGAAUGACAACAGAGGAAAAGUCAGACGGAAAAUGCUAUUGCAUUGGAAAAUGGCACGAAGAUGAUAAGAAGCACUUUCAGUACAUGAAAAUUGAGGAAACAACAAAGUUUGCAGUCCUCUAUGUGCUUCCACUUACAGCCAUGGUGUUCUUCUAUGCCAUCAUCGCAUGCAAAAUCCGCGAACGGAGCAAUCUUCCCGUAGGAAACGACAGAAGAUACAAAAUCAUGCAGAUGAAUCAACGAGUCGUACGCAUGAUCACGGCUAUAGUUGUAAUAUUCGCUGUAUGUUGGUUGCCCGUACAUGUCAAUCAUUUGCUGCGAUCAUUUGCGUUUUCUACAUAUUGCAAAUUACCCGCCAUCCUUCUUCUUUCGUUUUUUUGGCUGGGUCAUGCAAACUGUGCAAUAAACCCGUGGGUUUGGUUUAUGUUCAGUGGUCAUUUCCGUGGGUUACUCAAACAAGUAACAAACGCGAGUUCUGGGAAGAUACAAAGUGAUCACGUGCCUCUUAGCCCAAAACAAACUUCAAGAUAA
This is a messenger RNA of Porites evermanni, 1014 nucleotides long. NCBI's taxonomy places the organism in Eukaryota, Metazoa, Cnidaria, Anthozoa, Scleractinia, Poritidae. The record is from the annotation of a GenBank genome assembly.